AUGCCAAUUGGAACUCUUCCUGAAAAAAUAACCAAAAUCGACAAAAAAAAUUACUCAGGCACUAAUGGGUUCCUUAAUGUAAUCUCGGCCGUACAGUCGCUGCAGCCAGUGGGGCCCAGCACCACCAUAGCGGAAGAGAAACGGCCUAGAACGGCCUUCUCAGGGGCCCAAUUGGCCAGGCUGAAGCACGAAUUCGCCGAGAACAGAUACCUGACGGAGAAGCGACGGCAGCAGCUCAGCGGAGAGCUGGGCCUAAACGAAGCGCAGAUCAAGAUCUGGUUCCAGAACAAGCGCGCCAAAAUCAAGAAGGCCUCUGGUCAAAAGAACCCCCUAGCGUUGCAGCUGAUGGCCCAAGGACUUUACAACCAUUCGACCAUUCCCCUCUCGAAGGAGGAAGAAGAAAUGCAGGAUAUGCACGAUCACGGGGGCUCGUAGGAAUGGUUGCCACUUUUGGGGAUUUCAUAUGUGGAAUAGUCAGUCUUUAUUUGAUGGUGAUAAUUUGAUGCUUCCAGUUCAAGAGUCGUAUAUUUCUUGUUCUAAUGCGUGAUGAAUCUCUGAGAAUUCUAUGGAUGAAUUAACUAUCAAACAUCGAGAUAGCCCAGUCUCAUUUAUACAGGGUGGCCACUUUCUACAAUUUUACUCGUGGUUUCAUCAUUUUUCAACCGAAUUUGAAUUUAUUGACGUCAUUUUGUAGAUAAAGGGUUAUAGUAU
This is a messenger RNA of Phaedon cochleariae (mustard beetle), 711 nucleotides long. NCBI's taxonomy places the organism in Eukaryota, Metazoa, Arthropoda, Insecta, Coleoptera, Chrysomelidae. The record is from the annotation of a GenBank genome assembly.